This is a messenger RNA of Guyanagaster necrorhizus, 564 nucleotides long. RefSeq lists its product as uncharacterized. NCBI's taxonomy places the organism in Eukaryota, Fungi, Basidiomycota, Agaricomycetes, Agaricales, Physalacriaceae. The transcript has 5 exons. The coding region runs from base 1 to 564 and encodes 187 amino acids. The record is from RefSeq and is a predicted model, not a curated record.
AUGACGUUUUCCUUCAAUCAAGGAUCCGGAAGGACCUUUACAUCGCUUUGGAUGCGUAUCAGUAGUCCACCUCGAUUAAAACAGGAAUCAAGGAACGCCACUGCCCUCUCUUAUCUCCGCCACCUUACCAUGUAUGUGGAGAGAUAUCUUGGCGACAUUUCCUGGCCCUUAGCUUCCCUCUCUGCCAUUUCGGUCACGGCUCUGCUUGUCUAUGUCGGAUUGUUCAGGCGUGUCCAGGCGCGACGCGUACUGAGGAAGCGCUCUUUGGAUGCUGACCAUUGGGCUGCGACCAACUCGGUUUAUUUCAUAAGCCUAUUGUCCCUUGAGGCCCUCGCAAUCCAUACGUUUAAUGUCCUCGUCAUGCGAUGGCGGGCACUCUGGUUGUCCAUUGUUAUCAUCUCCCCCAUUUGGAUCUUCCCCGCCCUGAACGUUGGCCUGAGCACUGCUAUACAUCCGGGGAACUACUAUGGGAAUACAGGAUACUGUGGGCUCUAUUUCUUGGUCCUUCUCAUUGACCCAUUACGUGUAGGGUGUUGGAUUCGAGAUGAAUAUGGCGCUAAGUGA